AUGCACAUCUACUGCUCGCCACCAAGCUUCGGGCGCGGGAGCGCCCAGGUAAAAACUAUACAUGGAAGCAACUGGGGUGGUGACACCAUAAGCCCCUGGAAUAUAAGUGCUAGCCGCAAGGGGUCGGGUACCACUCAGCGUAUAUGCAACAGCAUCGAGUGUCCCUAA
This is a messenger RNA of Blumeria graminis f. sp. triticale, 168 nucleotides long. Lineage: Eukaryota; Fungi; Ascomycota; Leotiomycetes; Helotiales; Erysiphaceae. The record is from the annotation of a GenBank genome assembly.